This is a messenger RNA of Salvelinus namaycush (lake trout), 1888 nucleotides long. It is a transcript of the gene dnajc11b, whose product is annotated as dnaJ homolog subfamily C member 11. Lineage: Eukaryota; Metazoa; Chordata; Actinopteri; Salmoniformes; Salmonidae. The coding region runs from base 1 to 1683 and encodes 560 amino acids. Gene Ontology annotation, biological process: cristae formation. The record is from RefSeq and is a predicted model, not a curated record. The transcript is spliced from 16 exons.
AUGGCGGCGGCCUUAGACGAUGAAUUAGAGUUGGAUAACCAAGACUAUUAUUCUCUUCUCAACGUCAGGAAAGAGGCCACUCAGGAUGAGCUGAAGGCCUCCUAUAGGAGGUUGUGUAUGCUCUACCACCCAGACAAACACAGAGACCCAGAGCUGAAGAGUCAGGCAGAGCAGCUAUUUAACCAGGUGCACCAGGCCUAUGAGGUGUUGAGUGAUCCUCAGUCCAGGGCCAUCUAUGACAUCUUUGGGAAGAAAGGCCUGGAGGUGGAGGGCUGGGAGAUUGUGGAGAGGAAGAGGACCCCAGUAGAGAUCCGUGAGGAGUAUGAGCGGCUACAGCGAGAGAGAGAGGAGAGGAGGCUACAGCAGAGGACCAACCCCAAGGGUACCAUUAGCGUGGGAGUAGAUGCCACAGACCUGUUUGAUCGCUAUGAUGAGGACUUUGAGGAGAUGCCUGGAGGAGGAUUCCCUCACAUCGAGAUCACCAGGAUGCACAUCUCCCAGUCUAUAGAGGCUCCGUUGACUAACUCUGACACUGCAAUGCUGUCUGGCUCUCUCUCCACACACAACGGCAACGGAGGAGGCAACAUCAAUAUGACUGUCCGCCGUGUCACCUCUGCCAAGGGCUGGGGAGAGUUGGAGUUUGGUGCAGGGGACAUACUGGGACCUCUGUUUGGGAUGAAGGUGUUCCGUAACCUGACUCCACGAUGUUUCCUGACUGCUCAGUGUGGUAUGCAGUUCUCUCCCCGUGGCGUGCGUCCCAGCUGUUCUUUAAUGACAGCUCGUCACCUAGACCAGAACACGAUGGGUUACCUGCAGUGGCGAUGGGGACCGCACAGCUCUAUGACCACUAGUGUGGUCCGAGAUACCAAGACCAGCCACUUCACCCUGGCACUGCAGCUGGGUGUCCCUCACUCCUAUCUGAUGAUGAGUUACCAGUACAAGUUCCAGGAUGAGGACCAGACCAAGAUCAAGGGAUCGAUCAAGACUGGAUGGUUUGGUACAGUGGUGGAGUAUGGAGCAGAGAGGAAGAUCAGUCGGCACAGUGUCCUGGCUGCUACUGUCAGUGUCGGAGUGCCACAGGGAGUCACCCUCAAAAUCAGGUUGGCUCGUGCCAAUCAGACCUAUCUAUUCCCGGUCCACCUGACAGACCAGCUGCUGCCCAGUGCAGUGUUCUACGCCACUGUGGGGCCUCUACUAGUCUACAUGGCCAUACACAGACUGGUCAUUAUACCAUACACAUGCUCCCAGAAACAACAAGAUCUGGAGCUACAGAGGAAGAGCUCAGAAGUAGACAUGGUCAAGAAGAAACAAGAGGCGGAGUCAGCCGUUCUGCUGAUGCAGGAGUCUGUGAGGAGAAUCAUCGAGGGAGAGGAGUCUAAGAUGGGUCUGAUUAUCCUGAAUGCGUGGUAUGGAAAGUUUGUGACAGACAACAGCGCGCGCCAAGAGAGAGCUCAGGUUAUAGACGUUACUGUCCCUCUGCAGUGUCUGGUCAAGGACUCCAAACUCAUACUCACUGAGGCAUCAAAGGCGGGGUUGCCAGGUUUCUAUGACCCGUGUGUAGGAGAGGAUAAGAGUCUGAAGCUGCUGUAUCAGUUCAGGGGGGUGAUGCACCAAGUCCUCUCAGCAGACACUGAGGCUCUACGGAUACCUAAGCAGUCUCACAGAAUCGAUGCUGAGGCGUAGGAACCCUCUGUUAUGGGAGCAACAAGGGGCAAGUGGAGACAGACAGAUGCAGACAGACAGACAUUGACAGAAGGACUGACAAACAGAGGUCGAGAGACAAACAAAGUGAAUAGAAAUUCUCUCUUUACACAUCACAUUUAUGAAUUCAGACAUGAGUUCCUCUUCUCUCUCCGCUCUCAAAACCCACUAGAUUCCUCUGUUUUAG